Messenger RNA from Salarias fasciatus (jewelled blenny), 1968 nucleotides. Its product is annotated as phospholipase A2, minor isoenzyme-like. The transcript is spliced from 4 exons. The record is from RefSeq and is a predicted model, not a curated record. Gene Ontology annotation, biological process: arachidonate secretion; phospholipid metabolic process; lipid catabolic process. Lineage: Eukaryota; Metazoa; Chordata; Actinopteri; Blenniiformes; Blenniidae. Gene Ontology annotation, molecular function: phospholipid binding; calcium ion binding. The coding region runs from base 809 to 1258 and encodes 149 amino acids.
AAGCGCAACAAACACUCCACUCAGAGAGGACAUAUUGACCGGUGGACCUGAUUCAUUAACUUAGUCAUUGUGGGGCAAAGUUGGACAUCGCUGCAUCUCUUUUCUGCUCAGCAUCCUGACAUUUUCUCGUCGAAGCUGCAGGACAACUUUUUGUUCAAAUAUACAUUUUUGCAUGUUUUGGUGGGUUCGUCAGUUGAAACAGUAGCCAAUAGCUAAGUCAUAAGGCAAAUUACUUUUUGGUAUUGCAACAAUACGGCUGAUACACUAAAACAGUGAGUUUUUAAAGAUGAGUUCUUAGAAAGUCCCUGAACACAGAUUUUUAAUUUUGCUCUCAUCAAUGUUUUUUUCUCGGAUAAAAUCAUCGAAGGACUAUUAGUUGAAGGGAAACUCAAGCUAAAGAGUUUCUGGACCACAAAGUCAACAAACUGGUUUUAAGUGAAACAUCAGACUGGUUUCUUUGGGUCACACAAGUGUUUCAGAUCAGGAGUGGCGUUCAGGUUCUGGAUUUAUUCUUUAUUGAAAAUUGUAUUUAAAUGAUUUUUUUUUCCAUACAGAAGCAAUCUGUUUUCCUACAUUUCACCUUUUAUGGAAUUGGGAUAAAUGAUUCACAUGACCCUGCGAACAAUGCUGAGUAACAAAUUCCCAGCAUGUGUGAGAAUAGGCGGGUGCUUCUGCAUAUGCUGCUUUACAUUGGAAUCCAUGUGACCCUGAGUAGUAUGAACAGCUGAGAGGGAACCCAAAGUUCAUAUAUAAAGGUGGUGGAUGCACAAGUGAGAGCUGGUCCGUGACAAACCUUCGAGUUCACAGGAUGAAUACCCUGCAGACUGUGUUUCUCUUGGCUAUGUGCCUGUCGGUCGGCCAGUCCUUGGACUACAAGGCACUCAAUCAGUUCAGAAAUAUGAUCCUGUGUGUGAUGCCUGAUAGCUGGCCUCUUUUCGACUACGCUGACUAUGGCUGCUAUUGUGGAAAGGGAGGCUCCGGCAAACCUGUGGAUGAACUGGACAGAUGCUGCCAGGUUCAUGAUCAGUGCUACACCGAUGCCAUGCAGCACUCUGAGUGCUUCCCCAUCUUGGAUAACCCUUACACCGAGCUGUACUACUACAGCUGUGAUGAGGAAAACAGGGCGAUCACUUGUGGCAGUUGGAACGACGAAUGCGAGAUGUUCAUCUGUGAGUGUGACAGAAAGGCUGCAGAGUGUUUUGCCAGAGCACCUUGGAUCCCUGAGCACGAGCACCUCCCCAGUGACCAGUGCCAAUAAACUUUCAGCAAUGUUGAAUGUGGAAGUUGGUCUUUAAUGCAACACAAAAGUAACAAAUCAGAAGCUAACAGUACAUUCAAACGGACAUUACCACAUUGCUUACUUUGGGGAUUAUGGUUUAUUUCUGGAAUCAUCUGAUUAUUUCUGUAUGUAGUGAGUGUCUUUGACGCUUUUAAAGUCCAGCUUCAUUGCAUGUUUUACUUACUGAAGGCCAUGCCACCAUGUAAAGCCAUACUGCCCUGCUGAUGCCUGAUCCUUUCAGAUCUCAGAAGCUAAGUGUGGUAAGACCUGGUCAGUAAAUGGAUGGGAGACCUCCAGGAAGGCUGGGUGAAUACAGUGUGUGGUUGGUGGUGAUUGGCAGGUCUGAUGGCGUAGACUGGCGGCCUCGCUUCCGCCAGGAUAUCUGUGGCUGCUUCCAUAGCUUUCCCCCUCCAAGUAUGGAAUGAAUGAACAAAGCAAUUGUGAAGUGACUCUUCGUGUCCAGAAGAGUGCAAAAUAAAACCAAUGCGUUACUUUUACUUCUUGUAUACAUCCUUGAUAUUAUUUACUAAACAUGUUACCAACAUUAGGGACACUUCAAUCUUUUCCUUUUCUGGCUAAUUCAAAGAAACCAGGAAAAUGACUCAGGUAAAACCUUGCCAUACAAUAUCAGCUGUACACUGUUCAGUUUUUUUUGUAAAUACAAACAAGUAAAGUAAUUUUUGUUCAAU